ACUGUGACUAUCAGUUCAUGUGAUAGAAGUUAAUGAAUGAAACAUUAGCCAUAGGACUGGAGGAGGUACAUUUCCAUCAGUGAGCUCUACGUUUCUGUCCUGAAGGAUCUGGUUUCACACACCUGUCGACUGUGCAUUCAAACAGUGUGCUGUGUGGCUCUACACAGUCUAUGCAUCUGCUGCCUCUUUUUUUUUUUUAAUAAGGCAGCGUUUGUUCUGAAGGGAAGAAAAGAGAAAGAAUGGAUCUUAAGAACCGGAAAUCAGGAAUUAGAUGAUAGAGUCCUGAAGGGAUGUCCAUGUCAUGGGCACAGAGCACGAGGAGAACGAGCAGACGAGCAGAGAUGAUGAUGCAUCUCAACAGGACAUUGCCAGCAUUGCAGAUGUGUCUGUGGAGGUGGCUACAGUUGACCACACUCUGCAGAAGAUCCGCAGGAUGUACAGAAAGACCAGACGGAAGCCCAAAGGACUCAAGAGACUUUGGGCCCGUCUGUUGAGCAUCCCACACAUCGCUCUCAUCGUCACAGCGGUCGUGUUUGUGGUGGUGGUCAUCAUGUGGUCGCUGUUGUGGGUCUUUAUAUUUCGCAGGGAAAGCAACAGUGGAGCGUAUUUUGCCGGGAUGUUCCGUGUUGCCAACGUAGAGUUUAUCCCAGAGUACCGCCAGGAAGAGACCAAUGAGUUUUUAUCCUUGACAACCAAAAUACAACAAGUGGUGAGCAGUGUGUACAAGAUGUCAUCAGUGGCCAGACUCUACAAGCAAACUGUCAUUUCAGACCUCAGUAACAAUAACAAGGGCGGUGUGCUGGUUCAUUUCUGGAUGGUUUUUGUGGUGCCUCAACUAAAGAGCCCGGCAGUGUGUGAGGAGUGUGUGGGAGCCAUUUUCCGAAACUCGAUCCACCUGAGCAUGAAGAACAGGUCCUCUGUGGGCUACCUGCUGGGUCUCCCAGUGGACAUAGACUCCAUUGUCAUCAAUGCUGUUCAUCGAUCAGAUUUUACAUCAAGAUCAGGCUCGCAGUGUGUAGAUAAGCUGUAUGCCAACCUUCAUGGGGCGAGGGUCCCUUUAAAUGUCUUCUCAUCAUGGGGUGGUGUGACCUGCCACGUUAAACUCACCUCCGUCCCCAGCUCUUUGAUCCGUCUGACCAUCACCUCGUUCCUCAUUGAGCCCAGCGACUGUGUGAACGAUGCCCUGACCGUGUACGACGCUCUGCUGCCCAUGAGAGGGCGCAUUCUUCACAGGCUGUGUGAGCCAGUGUCCAGCUCCUUUUCCAUAGUGACUACCUCCAAUGUCAUGUUGCUGUCCUUCAGAAUGACUAACGGCAACAAGAGCUUCAGAGGAUACUUUGAGGCCAUCACUGAGGAAAUGUGUAUGUCUCAAAUUGAGACUCAUUCAGAGCCUCACAUCACCGGUCAGAUCUACAGCCCCUUCUACCCCAGCCUUCUGCCCCCAAUGUGCUUCUGCAGCUGGAAGUUUGAGACCCCCAACAGUGCAUUAGGAGUUGCUCUGAAGUUUCAGAACUAUGUAUUGAAACCAAAGGACAUAAAGAGCUGUGACCACGGCUGGUGGAAGGUCAAUGAAAUCAUUUUCUGUGGCAGCUACGUGGGGCACCACACGGUGUUUCGGAUCGCUGACCACAGCCCAGAGGUGGAGUUUCGCUGCAGCUCACGUACCUCUGUUCAGCCUUUUCUGGCGUCAUACAACAGCUACAAUAUCAGCCAACCCUGUCCAGAGAGCUACUUUCUGUGCUCCACAGGACUGUGUGUGGAGAAGAGUCGACGCUGUGAUGGCCUGGACGACUGCCAUGAUGAGAGUGAUGAGAUUUUCUGCUCGAGGCCCCCAAAAAACUGUGCUGGAAACAGUCCUGUGCAUCCUUUGUUUGUAUGUAACGGAGAGAGAGACUGCAUCAAUGGAAAAGAUGAGCUGAACUGCACUCAGGAAACAACAUGCUCUGCAAUCAGGUAUCAGUGCAACAGUGGCUCGUGCAUCCUGAAGAAGAACGCAAAGUGUGAUGGCGUUCAUGAUUGCCAGGACCGCAGCGAUGAAGCCAACUGUGCUUGUGGCCGACCCUACGUGGUGAAGAAGGUGAAUUCAUCCACAGGAAAUGAGCGUAUCGUGGGUGGGGUUAACUCUGUGGAGGGGGAGUGGCCGUGGCAGGUCAGCCUUCUGUUCUCUGGCAACCUGUACUGUGGCGCUUCGAUCCUCUCCCCCGAUUGGCUCAUCUCAGCAGCACACUGCUUCAGCAAGGAAAGGCUCUCUGACCCACGUUACUGGAGCGCUCACCUCGGCAUGCUGAUGCAGGGCAGUGCCAAAUAUGUGGCGGACAUCAAGCGGAUCGUGGUGCACGAGUAUUACAACGCAUACACGUUCGACUAUGACAUUGCCCUGCUGCAGCUGAACAAGCCGUGGCCUUCCUCGCUCAGGCCGCUUGUCCAGCCUGUGUGCCUGCCAUCCCCCUCCCACACUGUCACCGCAAACCACCACUGCUGGGUCACCGGGUGGGGAUACCGCUCUGAGGAGGACAAAGUGUUACCCUCAGUGCUGCAGAAAGCAGAGGUCUCCCUACUGACUCAGACUGACUGUAAGAAAAGCUAUGGACCCAUCUCACCGCGCAUGCUUUGUGCUGGAGUCCCCUCUGGAGAGCAGGAUGCCUGCAGGGGCGAUUCAGGGGGUCCUCUAUCCUGUAAGGCACCUGGAGGGAGUCGCUGGUUCCUGAUUGGCAUUGUCAGCUGGGGGGCGGGCUGUGGAAGACCAAACCUGCCUGGGGUCUACACCAGGGUCAACAAGUUCACCUCCUGGAUCUACAGCCAUAUCAGCUGACAUGAUAUCUUAUUCAUCCACUGCCAGCAGAUGUUGAAAUAUUGUGUUGCUUACACCAAAUAAAAGAUCAAUCAGA
Molecule: messenger RNA, 2888 nt
Organism: Larimichthys crocea (large yellow croaker)
Lineage: Eukaryota; Metazoa; Chordata; Actinopteri; Sciaenidae
Gene: tmprss7
Product: transmembrane serine protease 7
Exons: 18
Coding region: 302-2812 (836 amino acids)
Biological process (GO): proteolysis
Molecular function (GO): serine-type endopeptidase activity; protein binding
Source: RefSeq, a predicted model, not a curated record